Physeter macrocephalus (sperm whale) is the source of this 1371-nucleotide messenger RNA. RefSeq names its product coiled-coil domain-containing protein 159-like. NCBI's taxonomy places the organism in Eukaryota, Metazoa, Chordata, Mammalia, Artiodactyla, Physeteridae. Bases 886 to 1371 code for a protein of 161 amino acids. The record is from RefSeq and is a predicted model, not a curated record. The transcript has 5 exons.
GAAAACACAGUGACAAUUGGAACCUGGAGGCGAGGGAGAGACUCGGGGCCUCAGUCGCAUGGGUCCCUCCCCAACUCAGACUCACAGGAGCACUGUAAUGACCAGGACCCUCCAAAGAGGCAUCACAGCAACACUAAGGUCAUCCCCACCCGGGAAACCCCUUCCUGCCGUACCGCUAUCCACCUCUGCAGGCCUUAGGGAGGGAGCUGUGGGGGCAGAGUCCUCCUCGAGACCCCUCACACCCUCUGUCUUCAGCACCCCGAACAGCGCCCAGUGCUCAGCAGGCCUGCACUAAAAAUGUUUUGAAUUGUGUGUCUUAAUGAGGUCCUGUCUGUGAUUGUCUCUGGUUGUGACUGCCUGUGUGUCUGUGGUUGUGUGUCUGAGAUGGGCAUGAGUGCAUGCCCUGGGUCUUAUGACUUAGUGUGCACGGCUGUGUCUGAGGCUGCGAGUCUGUGGUCAUGUUUUGAUGCCAUGUGUGGUUGUGCGUCAGUGGCUACUGGUGCUCCUUGCAGACAUUGUUGAUGCCCCUAAGGAGGAGGGCCAUUACCUGAGCACGACCAGAGACAUGGCUCUGAAUGCACAUGCUCUCAGGGGCAGCCCAUGGGCCUGCCACACAAAUGCACUUCUGAGCGUGUUCAGGCUGGGGCAGAGGUGGGGGUGGGGAUGGCGGUGGGGUGCAUGCAUAUGCCUGGAGGCAGCUUUGCCUGCACUUGGGGGUCUAGGACACCCAGAACUCAGCAGACCCAAAUCAUGUCUGGCCCCCACACACUGGGUUGGAGUGAGCAAGGAGGCAGACCAGGGAUAAAUUAUUACUGCUCUCAUGCCCACCUUUCAUAGAAGCCCUUGGAGACCAGCUCUUCCAAAACCAAAGUUAAGUCCACCGUGAUGAUUCCCAAAUCCCAGAAGCUUCUGAGAUGUGAACUGGAGUCACUCAGGUGUCAGCUACAGGCCCAGACCAAGGCUUUCGAGUUCCUAAACCACCCAGUGACCAUGUUGGAGAAGGAGAGCUGCCUGCAGCAAAUCAAGAUCCAACAGCUUGAAGAGGUGUUGGGCCCCACGAGCCACCAGGCAGACAAGGAGAGACACAAGUGGGACGUGGAGGAGGGACAGCAGGAGCUAUAUGAGGCCCUGGCUAAAGGCCUGCAGGGGCUGCAGAAGACCCUGCAUGACGAGGAGGUGCAGCGGGCCUGUACCACCCGCUGUCUACAGCUGUUGGCGCAGGAGAUCCGAGACAGGCCCUCCCCCCGCGAGGCCGGGGUCGCCGGUCCCCACCCUCCCCUGCGCCCCGGGCUCCUGUCCCUGCUGGACCGAGACCCCCGAAGUCGGGAGGCAGGGGGUCCCCGGUUCCAAGGCAAACAGCGCCACCGCUAG